Molecule: messenger RNA, 1053 nt
Organism: Fusarium keratoplasticum
Lineage: Eukaryota; Fungi; Ascomycota; Sordariomycetes; Hypocreales; Nectriaceae
Exons: 3
Coding region: 1-1053 (350 amino acids)
Source: RefSeq, a predicted model, not a curated record
AUGUGCAAACAUUGUGCGAAGAAUGGCCCCCUGAUGAUAGCUGGCGAGAAACUCUCCACCUACCUCGAAGCCGAUUCCGCCAAGAAGGCAUGGACCCUCAAGUUCUGUGCCGACCUCGAGGCCAAUCUGAUGAUGAUUCUCUCUCGACGCCUGAGAAGUGACGCGAUGAAGUUCCUCGAUCCCAACCAGAUUGCCCCGGAGGUGAUGGCCGAUCAUUUGAUCAAGGAUAUUGGGUUGGACUUUGACUACAAAGACGAACUUCGCUCCGUUGUCAUUCGUGGCCUGUUGGCGCAAGCCAAGGGGACUCUUUCGGAUGUGAUCGCGUGGGAGGCCAUCUUCAAAGUUGAAAAUGGCAAAGAUGAGAACCUCUUCCAGUGGAGAGUCGGUUUCAUCCUCAACGACAUGACGAGUGUCGAGAACGCGAAGAAGUACAUCAAAGACAAGCGCGCCGAGGAGAACGUCGUCUAUCAGUAUCGGCUGAGGCAGGCCAUGUCGGCCAGAGGUCCUCUCCCCAUCACUACCAACCUUGCUCAGCCGCAGUACACCACCCAAGCUCCUGUUCCAAUGGCUCCAGCCCAGCCAUCGACUGUGUCCCAACCAGCGACUGCGUUCCAGCCGGCACCCGCGCCCCAGCCAUUGACUGUUAACACUCAACGAGCCCAGGGCUUUGUAGAAGGUCUAGAUAGCAUCUCUGCCUCCCAUUCAAGCCUCGACUUCGGGUCUGCCGCCAACCCCAUCACCCUGGACACCGAUGAAGAUGGAGGUCCCUCGCGAUACACCCACGCUCACGCCCCUCGCGUAUCUUCACCUCUGGCUACUGUCUCUCCGUACACUGCUGCUGAUCUAGUCGCACAGCAGUCGGCUGUUCCUCGUACGCGACCUGAGACAGGCUUUCAUCAGCCGAUUGCCAACGCCAACGCACCUGGCAACCGUCAGUCUGCGCCGUCCGCAGCCAAGCCGCCCAAGUGUCGACCCUCUGCUACAUCUACUAGAGCCGCUCGGCCUCCUUCCCGCCGCCGAGGUCGUCGGGCCAACGCCAGCUCAAUCAGCUAG